UUCUCGGUCUCACGGCCGAUCAGUUUAUUAAUUCUGCGUCGAUUUCGUUAUUUUUACAUUUGCGUGUGUGCUUUAGCGAAAGUUCUAUCUAUUUUGUGGAAACACAUGGGAAUUUUCUUAUACCGCAGUCGUCGAGUCCGCCGAGUGAAUCAGCUCGAUCGGUACGAACGUCACACCGACUGGGUUAUGCGAGGACGAGACCCAGCCUUAUCUGAUAAAUUUUUAUGUUGUGCACAUUUUGUGAAGUUUAGAGAAACCUUCGUUAUGACGUUUGUUUUGCGUCCUUUCGUAUUGCGAAGUUUCGUGAAGAAAAAAUACCUGUCAACGAGAAACUUGAUGAAAAUAACCAAUCGUCAAAUCACUACGAGCCAAUGUCUUUCACACGGAGAAUACGAACAUCAAGAUCCCAAAUCACCAGAUGAAAUUGUCAAUGUCGUAUUCAUCGAUAAAUCAGGUAAUAGGAAAGAGAUCAAAGGCAAAGUUGGUGACAAUGCUUUAUAUCUGGCACACAGAUAUGGAAUAGAAAUGGAAGGAGCCUGCGAAGCUUCUCUCGCCUGCACAACUUGUCACGUUUAUGUUCAUGACAAAUACAGGGACAAACUUCCUACGGCUACCGAUCAGGAAGAGGAUCUCCUAGAUCUCGCACCUUUCCUGAAGGAAAAUUCUAGGCUAGGUUGCCAAAUAAUAUUAACGAAGGAUCUGGAUGGUAUAGAAUUGGAGUUGCCGAAGGCAACGAGAAACUUUUAUGUCGAUGGACAUACACCAGCGCCCCACUGAAAAGAAAGUGAAUAAAUUCUCAUGGAACGUCUGAAAAAUCGUACAAAUAUUCGUACCUAAAAAUCUGAAAAAAUCUUCACUACUGUAUAUAUAUAUAAUAUAUAGUUUAUACACUGUCGUAACAAUACAUUAGGAUGUAUAGCAAUCGAAAUAGCAAUAAAUAAACCAAUACUUAAUAAAUCAAUUUUUUAAAAGCA
This is a messenger RNA of Venturia canescens, 974 nucleotides long. It is a transcript of the gene Fdx1, whose product is annotated as Ferredoxin 1. Gene Ontology annotation, molecular function: 2 iron, 2 sulfur cluster binding. Gene Ontology annotation, cellular component: mitochondrion. Gene Ontology annotation, biological process: positive regulation of oxidoreductase activity; P450-containing electron transport chain. The transcript is spliced from 4 exons. NCBI's taxonomy places the organism in Eukaryota, Metazoa, Arthropoda, Insecta, Hymenoptera, Ichneumonidae. The record is from RefSeq and is a predicted model, not a curated record. The coding region runs from base 106 to 777 and encodes 223 amino acids.